Messenger RNA from Hydra vulgaris (swiftwater hydra), 984 nucleotides. RefSeq lists its product as uncharacterized. NCBI's taxonomy places the organism in Eukaryota, Metazoa, Cnidaria, Hydrozoa, Anthoathecata, Hydridae. The record is from RefSeq and is a predicted model, not a curated record.
CUCGGUUGCGAUACAAAUAAGCUGAUUAAAAACUUCUCGCGGUGCUUAUUUACGCUGUCAUUGUUUCAAAUACAAAUCAAAUCUUGUUGUAAAAACCUUUAAGCAAAUUUUGCACUAAAAAUAUUCUGAAUGACAAUUCGUGACUGUUGAAAAAAAUGAAAGUCAUACUACAUUUUUACAUACUUGCAAGUUAUACGAUGUUUAUUCUUUGCGACGUUCUGGAUACUUCUUGCAAACCGCGACAAAUAAUGAAAAGAGUGGAAGUAAGCUCACCAGCUUUUUAUAUAACUUACGAAUGCUCAGGUCAUUCAGCACCAUCUCCUCCUACCAAACGCUGUUUGCAUUCAAGGUUUAAUAAUUUGACGUUUAAAUAUAAUCAUUUUGGAGAGGAACGAGAAGUAAUUUACGAAAAUCAUACUUCAUGUGAAAUGAAAUGCGUUUGUGGUGAUUGUGAAAUCGAAGGUUUGCAUACCGUUAAGUGCGAUGAAAAAUUUAUAUGGGACAAUUCAUCCUGUGAUUGCGUUCCUAGUUGCAAAGAAGAUUGCAAAACAAAUAGCGUGAUCAGCAAGACUAAUUCAGAAAAAGGAGUUUCUAUUGCAACACUUGUUUUAGUCAUGGUAGCAGAGCUUGUCAUCGUCUUAAUAGCGGUAUUACUCAAGUUUGAUACAUGCAAAUGCAGAAAGCAUUCAACAGGUGUCCUAUACGGAGCUGCUAAAUAUAUAAAAAGUGCUACAGGAGAAAAAGGUAAAAGUAGAACAGAAAUAAACAGAACGGGAUCAGUAAGCUUACUUACUUGCGAUUCCAUUUCUACACAACGAAACACGUAACUGCGUCGAUCGUGAGUAUAACUCCUAAUAAAAACCAACAAAUCUGUAUUUAACAAUAGCUGUUGCAAAACAACCACAAAACCUUUAUGAAUUUUUGUAUAAAACCAUUCAAUGGUUUUAGUUUUUACUUUUAUAGGUUUAAACAAUAAUAUAUAUA